GGCGAUAAGCUUCUGUUUACAGAAAAGCAAAACUAUUUCACUCAGAGAAGAAGAAUGGUCACGUGACCUCUCUGUAAUUCACGUGUGGAUAGUUCACUAGCUUUAUGUUACGCUAGUUUUUAAAACAGAAAGUGCUGUCAGACAUCCAGGAGGACCAUGGCUUCCAGUUGCCGGCGUCCAGAGCACACAGCCCCUCCAGAUGUGUUCUACAAUGAAGAGGAGGCAAAGAAAUACUCUCAGAACUCACGAAUGAUAGAGAUUCAGACCCAGAUGUCGGAGAGAGCUGUGGAGCUCCUAAACCUGCCAGAAGGAGAGCCCUGUUACCUGUUAGACGUUGGGUGUGGAUCUGGCCUCAGUGGAGACUACCUGUCAGAGGAGGGGCACCACUGGGUCGGCCUCGACAUCAGCACUGCAAUGCUGGAUGUUGCGCUGGACAGAGAAGUUGAAGGCGACCUCCUGCUGGGGGACAUGGGCCAGGGGUUGCCUUUCCGAGCUGGCACCUUUGACGGUUGUGUCAGCAUUUCUGCUCUGCAGUGGCUCUGUAAUGCAGACAAAAGGUCCCACAGUCCACCCAAGAGGCUGCACACCUUCUUCAGUACGCUCUACUCCUCUCUGUCGAGAGGCUCUCGUGCCGUUUUUCAGCUCUACCCCGAGAACUCGGACCAGCUUGAGCUGAUCACAUCACAGGCUAUGAGGGCCGGAUUCAGUGGAGGCAUGGUGGUGGAUUACCCCAACAGCAGCAAGGCAAAAAAGUUCUUCCUGUGUUUGUUUGCUGGUGUUACAGGAGUUCUGCCUAAGGGACUGGGCUCAGAAACCUCAGACAGGACGGUUUCCAACCAGGUGCAGUAUUCAGGAAAAAGAUGCCGUUUUAAUAACCUGAAAGGGAAAUCGGUGAAAAAGGGACGCGAUUGGAUUUUGGAGAAGAAAGAGAGAAGGCGAAGACAAGGAAGGGAGGUUCGAGCUGACACAAAAUACACUGGACGUCAGCGAAGACCUCGCUUUUAGCUCUGACUCAUGCAGCUGAGCCGUCAUUUGCGCUGGUCUGCCCCCCCCCCCCCCCACAC
This is a messenger RNA of Menidia menidia (Atlantic silverside), 1064 nucleotides long. Lineage: Eukaryota; Metazoa; Chordata; Actinopteri; Atheriniformes; Atherinopsidae. The record is from the annotation of a GenBank genome assembly.